Messenger RNA from Pundamilia nyererei, 3774 nucleotides. RefSeq names its product nerve growth factor receptor b (gene ngfrb). The transcript has 6 exons. Gene Ontology annotation, biological process: Rho protein signal transduction. Bases 227 to 1516 code for a protein of 429 amino acids. Lineage: Eukaryota; Metazoa; Chordata; Actinopteri; Cichliformes; Cichlidae. Gene Ontology annotation, molecular function: nerve growth factor binding; coreceptor activity; death receptor activity. The record is from RefSeq and is a predicted model, not a curated record. Gene Ontology annotation, cellular component: plasma membrane; cell surface.
AGUGGAUCGCAUCUGCAACUAGGGCUCACGGACUUAGUGACUUCCCGCUGCGGGUUUCACACCUGACACAGCUCACUUACUCGGACAGUUUCUUAUUUAUUUCCUCCUACUCUAACAGCAGAAUCCAAAAGAUUUGCAAAGACACACAAUAAUGACAACCGAGUUCAGUGCAGACUAAAGACUGCAUCACUCUGCCCUGCAUCCGACGGCUGACCUCCCUGGAAAGAUGCAAACAAGACACAGAAUGUAUUGCGUGUUCGUAGCAGUGUUGCUUGGAGCGGUUGGGACCAUGGCCAAUAAGGGAGCAUGUCCAUCAAACCAGUAUACACACAGUGGCGAAUGCUGCAAGCAGUGUCAGCCCGGCGAGGGUGUCGUCCAACCCUGUGGGGCCCAACAGACCGUCUGUGAGCCGUGCCUCGAUAGUGAAACCUUCUCAGAAAGCAUAAGCCACACAGAGGAAUGUCAGCCCUGCACGCAGUGCUCAGGUCUAUUGCGCAUGCAUACUCCCUGCACUGACUCCGCCGACGCCAUUUGCACGUGCAACUAUGGUUUCUACCUGGAUGAAACCUCGCAGAAUUGUCUACCCUGCACUAAGUGUCCUGAAGGUCAGGGAAUGCUGUACAGCUGUGAAGAUGACCGUGACACAAAGUGUGAGAAUUGCACUGGGGACACCUACUCGGACCAGGAAAGCUUUUGGGAGCCUUGUAUUCCUUGCAGUACCUGUGAUGAGGUGGAGGAGUUAGAGUCGUGCACCCCUUUCGGCGAUACGGUUUGCCAAGGUCAGUCCACCACAGGGUCUCUAUUUACUUUCCCCCCCACUACCAGUGAUGACUUAACAUAUGAACCCGUACCAGAGGUCCCCACAGACAGCAGCAGCACCACCACCACCACCACUAGUGGUGAUUCCCAGCAGCAGUUCUACAAGGGUCUGAAUGAUAAACUCAUCCCCAUCUACUGCUCCAUCCUGGCAGCUGUUGUUGUUGGAUUAGUGGCCUUCAUCAUCUUCAAGAGGUGGAACAGCUGCAAGCAGAAUAAGCAAGGAGCCAACAACUGCACCCCCAACCCGAACCAGACCCCGUCACCCGAGGGGGAGAAGCUACACAGUGACAGCGGCAUUUCUGUGGACAGCCAGAGUCUGCAGGAGCAGCAGGGCCAGAAUCAGGCACAAACAGUCGUCAACAUCGAUGAAGAGCCUUGUUUGCUUCUUCCCCUCCACACCAGAGAGAAAGUGGAGAAGCUGCUGUUUAGGGCUGCGGACGGAGAAGACUGCGACCACAUGCACGACAGCGACUGGAGCAGCUUGGCGGCUCUUCUCGGAUACGAGGAGGAGCGGAUCGCGACCUUCCAGCAGGAAGAGCAUCCGGUCUGUGCCCUCCUGUCUGACUGGGCGGGAAAGGACUGUGCCAGCAUCGAAGCUCUGUGCACGGCGCUGCGCAAAAUCAAUCGUGAAGACGUCGCUCAGAGCCUGGUGCUCAGCCCAACUGCCACCAAAACAACAGCCACUUCUGUAGUGUGAUUUUUGUUUAUUUUUAAAGCUCAACAGUGAUUUCACAUGUUAACACCUGAACCUUAAAAUAUUCCUCUGUGGCCUCCUAUUCCUCUAUGCUAUAUUCACUUAUGAAGCUACCAAUCACAGUGAUGAUCCAGUGCUGUGAAUCCAGAAAAAUCAUGUCAAAUUAAGGGAUAAUACAGGGAAUCAGACAAACACUGACAGAUAGAUAUCGCUAUGUGAAACCAAAUCUGCAUUUAUCCACAAAAUAUACAGCAAAUUUGCAAAGAAAGAAGCUUAAAAAACAAAUGUCUGUAAUUACUCCACUGGAUAUCUACCUGCCUGAAGUUAAGGUUUUUCUUUAAAUCUUGACUCUUAUUCUUUCUCCAGUUUGGUCCUCUGCAUCUUUAAUAUUAUCUUCAUCCAGCCAUUGCUACCCUUUCAUAAGUCUGUGUUGUACUUUCCCAUCUCUGCUACCAAAGAUUUUCCUCAGACACUAACUCACAAGUUAUAUUGUUUUAAUGCCAUGUUUAAGUACACUGUUUAAAUUUAAGUUGACAAAUGGCUUGAACCUGUUACUCCUACUGGACGAGGCCUGCAUACCACUGAAUGUCUGGAUCUUUGCAAAUGUGACAACCUGAGGAAGUGAUGUUUGGAUACAUUUCAAUGAACUUGUUCUCUUUCCAAAAAAAAGGAAGGAAAAAAAAACUUUUACCGUCCUUUUAAAUAUUUGUAUUAGAUCUAAGAGAUGGAGCAGUAGCGUUUAUCUCAGUGUCAGCUUCCUCUUAAUCGGCUUCUGAACUCCUUUUUUCCCCCAGCAAGUGCUAACUGCCUGGACUUUGGGGCUGACUGUGGGGCCAGGUCACUGAUGGAGGCAACGUGACUCCAGCCUGUGUGCUCAGACCUGUCUACAUAACAGAAACUCAGAGACAGACUCCAUGCUGACCCAGAAAAGGGAAAGACCUGGAAUUCAAAACACAAGUAACAACCAUGUAUACAAUAUGUAGAUAUGCAGGCAAAUGCACACGCCAGAUAUAGACAUACUUGAAAUAGAUACCCAAAUACAGUAUCUAGGUUUGCAUGCAUGUAGUGUACAUAUACACACACAAACGCAUACACAGUUAGCUCAUGUAUGCAUUUACAGUCUUGUUCAUAGUACAGGACACAGAAAUGAUCAGAUCCUGCCAUAUAUGGUAUGGAACAGUGUGACAAAGGGACCAUAUACUGUUUGUUGUCAUUAAUAGUAGCCAAUAUUAGAUAUCUGUGUGCCUAAUUAUGUUAACAAUUAUAUGAUUUGUAAUUUGCGCUGUAGAUAAUGAAAUACUACAUUAACAGUAAACAGCAUGCACAAAGUAGCAACUCAUUGUCAGCCAGUUAUCCGGUAAAUAAACUGCUGUAAAUGAUUAGGAAGCAAAAGAAAAAUGACAGGAUUUUCAAUUUUUUCUCUUAAUUUCUCAGGGUGUCUCAUUUAACUGUGAUAUUACAUUAUUAUUUGAUUUGUUAUAGCACCCUACAACUAACAAAAACACAAAGGAGACUGUGUUUAUCCAGGGCAAUGAUUCUCGCGACUGACAAUCCUUCAAACAGACUAAUAAGACAGAGAAAGAAAAAAAGAAGAGGGGUGUCUAGUUUCUUCUUUGUUUGGGAACAAUGACCUCCGGAUAAAAGGCAAGUCAGUGGAGACACAAGUUGAAGGAUGUGGGAUGAAUUCAGACAAGGGCAAGUGGAAAAGUUUUGGAUUACUUAAAUGUAAAGGGGAAACCCAGGAAUCGGCAGUUGCAUUAAUUAGACUGUUUAAUUGUAUGCAUUCAUCUCUUCAGUGCAUUAUGCGCUCUCUGCAUUGUGUUUUGUUCUGCCAGCUUGGUUAGGAUUUAUCAAAACAUAUUCAAUUUUGUGUUUAUGUUGAUAUUUAAAGCUUCAACUCUUUGGAUUUUUUUUUUUCAUUGGAGAAUCUUUGAAGGAUUAAUUAGCUUGCUACAUAAAAUCCUCGUCCUCACCAACCUCAGUUGCUACUGAGUACAGAUUGUCACUAAUCGCUAGCAUACUGAGCUUCAUGCUGUAGUGUUACUUUAAAUGAAGGUAUUCUCAUUACUCUGUAAGGGUUAUUGUAUUUAAUUCUCAAAUAACAACUGUACAUGGUAUUAUAUUUCUGUUUUUGUCCUAUAGAUUGUAGCACUUAAAUGUGUAAUCAUGUAUUUACAUUUUGCAUCACAAAUGCCUUUCCAGGCGGCUAAUGUGAUUUUUGCUUUUAGCUAUACUGUAUUUUUUUGUAACUUGUAAAUAUU